CAAUUCCAGAGAACCGAAACUCUAGAGAGAGAGAGAGAACCCAGUUAGCCGGCGACCAUGAUAGCCUACCUAGAGCGAUUGGUUCACGAAAACGACACCGAAUCAAUACAAAACGACAACGAAGACAACGCAAGUGUCUGCAAAGGACUAGACCUCCAAGGAAGUAUCGAUUACGGGUCCACCGGUUUCGCCGCCAAAGACUUCGGCGGCAUACAAUCUCACAAACCCCUGGCCGUCGUCAGAGCCGCCGACGCCGACGACAUAGCUCGAGUGGUCAAAUUCGCCUCACGGUCAACCAAUCUAACGGUGGCCGCGAGAGGCAAUGGUCACUCGAUCAACGGCCAAGCGAUGGCCGACCGAGGACUUGUCGUGGACAUGAGAUCGACGGAUAAUAUAAUUGAAGUGAAAGGGUUUUACGGCGGGUCAACGUACGUGGACGUCGGUGGAGGGGCAUUAUGGGAAGAAGUUUUGAAACGCUGCGUUCUGGAGUUCGAUUUGGCGCCGAGGUCGUGGACGGAUUAUCUUGAUUUAACGGUGGGUGGGACAUUGAGUAACGCCGGCGUUAGUGGUCAGACUUUCCGUUAUGGGCCACAGACUUCUAACGUGACGGAGUUGGAGGUCGUUACUGGCAAAGGUGAUAUAGUGGUUUGUUCAGAGACCCAAAACUAUGAACUCUUCUUUAGUGUUCUUGGUGGCCUUGGUCAGUUUGGUAUCAUUACCAGAGCUAGAGUUAUGCUUCAACCAGCCCCGGACAUGGUGAGAUGGAUAAGAAUGGUGUAUACUGAGUUUGAUGAAUUCGCAAAGGAUGCUGAGUCGCUGGUGACUCAGUCGGAGGGUGACUCGUUCGACUACGUCGAAGGAUUCGUGUUCGUGAACAGUGACGAUCCCGUCAAUGGGUGGCCUUCGGUGCCUUUGGACCCGGACCAAUCGUUUGACUCGACCAGGAUUCCUCGCUCCGCCGGACCAGUCCUCUACUGCCUGGAAGUGGCAUUGCAUUACCGAAAUGUGGACCAACCAUCAACUGUUGACAUGGCUGUGGAUAGAUUAGUUGGACGGUUGAGAUUUAUAGAGGAGCUGAGGUUCCAGGUGGACCUGAGCUAUAUGGGGUUUCUGCUGCGUGUGAAGCAUGCGGAGCAAGAGGCAAAGGCCAGCGGCAUAUGGGAUGCACCACACCCGUGGCUUAACAUGUUCGUGUCGAAAAAAGACAUGGCCAGUUUUGAUCGUCUGGUUUUCAAGGAGAUUUUGAAGCAUGGGGUUGGUGGGCCCAUGUUGGUCUACCCUCUUCUCCGUAGCAAGUGGGAUAAUCGUACAUCGGUGGUGUUACCGGAUGAUGAUAUCUUCUACAUAGUGGCAUUGCUCCGGUUUAGUCCUCCCCAUCCAGAACGGCCUCCGGCUAAGGAAUUGGUUGCUCAAAAUGGUGAGAUAAUAAAAUGCUGUAUCGAAAAUGGCUUCGACUUCAAGCUAUAUCUCCCUCACUACACCACGGAGGAAGAAUGGAAGCAACACUUUGGAAAUCAGUGGACGACAUUCGUGGAGAGAAAGCUCAGUUUUGAUCCGAUGGCCAUUCUUGCGCCUGGACAAAAGAUUUUCUCUAGGACCCGUCUACCCCAGUGACAUACUACAUGAUCAGUUUGGAAAGGGAUUCCAUUGUUUUUCUUCCUCCAAAUGUUUUUCUUUUUCUGUUGGUUUAGAAGCAAGUUUAAGAAAUGUAAAUCAAUGUCUUGAGGUAAUUUUUUGGUCCUUCAUCAAUGUUGUAUGCCAGGAAUACAUAAAGCCAAUUAGAUAUCCCCACAGACAUGGUGAAUUCACCACCUUUAGUUGAUGAUAACACAGUGUGGUGAACUAUUUCUCGUGCUUCUGAUUGGACAAUUGAUUUUGUUGCUUUUUUAAUUUUUUUUUGUCUCUAUCUGCUAUCAAGCAAUUUGUUUUUAUAAUAGUGUCA
Messenger RNA from Ilex paraguariensis (yerba mate), 1942 nucleotides. Lineage: Eukaryota; Viridiplantae; Streptophyta; Magnoliopsida; Aquifoliales; Aquifoliaceae. The record is from the annotation of a GenBank genome assembly.